AUGAGCACCCCGGAGGGAUCCUGUGCUCUCUGUUUAGCCAAAUUAGCCGCCCUUUGCAGCGCCCUUGCGAAAUCAAUGGCGCCGCCGCCGGUGAAAGACACCUUUAGCUUCACUGAUCCUUGGAAACCGCCUCCGGGCUCAGCCUCCACGUCGCCCACGAUGUCGGAAGAUCGUAAUAAGCUCUUCCAAGCAAAUCACGGAGCCGACCUUACCGAGCGAUUCUGAAGAAGAAAUGUGAAUUGGAGCGUUGGGGUUAGAGAGGAUCUGUGAUAAGCAGUAGCUGACUUGCCUCGGUAAUGUAAAAUCACUCCGGCGAAAUUAAUUUCUACCCCCCAAAAAGUAAAACGAAAUUCUUUUUUUUUUCAACUUCCUGCGUGUUCUGCCUUUUUCACGAGAAAUUCCGGAAUUGGGGUUGCCAGUGUUCAUUGUGCUGAGUAAUACAUCUUUUGAUCCUUCCAAAUAUA
Messenger RNA from Notodromas monacha, 464 nucleotides. NCBI's taxonomy places the organism in Eukaryota, Metazoa, Arthropoda, Ostracoda, Podocopida, Cyprididae. The record is from the annotation of a GenBank genome assembly.